Molecule: messenger RNA, 2782 nt
Organism: Paramecium primaurelia
Lineage: Eukaryota; Ciliophora; Oligohymenophorea; Peniculida; Parameciidae
Source: the annotation of a GenBank genome assembly
AUGAGUACUAAAUCUUGUAUUGUCAAUCCUAACAUCAAAGUUGCUCAACUCAAAAAACAAAUUGCAUAACUUACAGAUAUAGAUGAAAAAGACUUAACACUUUAUCUAAAUGAUUACACUCUUGAAGAUGAAAAUCUAUUAUCUAGUUAUAAUCCAGAUGAUUGUCAAUUUAUUUAUGUUAAUAGAGACAAUUUUUAAUUAGAUGAAGAUAUUCUUGAAACUGAAAUCUUGGAAAUACAAAAUCGAGGAAUCUAUAAUCGAAUGAAAGGCUAUGAAAAAUUAGGCAUUAUUCAUGAAGAUUCUGAAGAAGUUACGCGUAAAAAGUCUAAUUAAUAACUUACAGUUGAUUUUAUUAAGGUAACUUGCAUGUGUCCAUUAAUCAGCUAGUAAAAAAUAAUGAUAUAUCCGCUAUCAAAGACCUGUUACCAAUCCAAUAUCCAAUAGACAUCAUAAAUGAUAGACAAUACUCUGGAUUCUCUGCCUUCCAUUAUGCAAAUCAAUCUGGUCAUUCCGAACUAGUUACAUUAUUUAUUGAAUUAGGUGCCAACAUCAAUCUUUCAACUAAGGAUAAUCAAUCACCAUUAUAAUUAGCACUUAAAAACAAUUAAAUCUCAUGUGCCAAAAUUUUACUAUUUCAACCUCAUUGUGAUGUCAAUUAUGUAUCUCAAGGCAAGAGUGCUCUUUAAUUAGCAGUCUUAGCAGGCAAUUUAGAAAUUGUUGAACUCAUCCUUAAACAUCCAACAUUUGAUUCCUAAUCUAUAGAUCUAAAUGAAUUAAAAGGAGAUCCAUAAGCUAUUCAAUUAGUUGUUAAUUUAUAGAAAUCAAAUCAAACCAAUUUAAUCACUAAACCAAAAGCUCAAAAAGGAUACAUUAAAAAGGUUAAUGUGCUUAGAUUUUUUCAUUACAAAAGAUACUUAACUCUUGAUCCAGAAGCAGGAACCUUAACAAGAUACAAAACUGAAACUGAUUAUCCACUUUAACCUAUUGAAGUUGUUGCUCUUUCUAAUAUAAUAAGUGUAUGGUAACCUAAAAGAGAAUGGUAUAUGAAAAAUGAUCAUGAAUAUUUGAGUGUAUUAAAUCAUUAUUCAUAUUAAGGUAUCUUAUAAGAAGGGAGGAAUUGAAAUCUUAACAUUUUGUUCUAAAAGUAAAAAUACAAUAUUAAGUUGGAGGAGAAGUUUAGAAGAUUCAAUCAAAUAUUAUACUGAAAUAGAAAAAAAAAUAGCUUAAUUAUCUGAAUUAAGAGAUAUAUAAGGAUUAAGUUUAUAUAUAAAUGAGAAUAGUGAAUAAUUUAAUAUAAUUUAAGAUUCUUCUUUUUAAAAUAAUGAAUAUGUGAUUAAAUAAAAAUAAUUAAUUUAAUAAUAAGAAGAAGAUAAUUAAUAAAGAUUGGAUACUUUAUAAAAUAUAUAAGAUAAUAAUUAAUAAUAAUAAUAAUAAUAAUAANGGGGUAAUAUGAGUACUAAAUCUUGUAUUGUCAAUCCUAACAUCAAAGUUGCUCAACUCAAAAAACAAAUUGCAUAACUUACAGAUAUAGAUGAAAAAGACUUAACACUUUAUCUAAAUGAUUACACUCUUGAAGAUGAAAAUCUAUUAUCUAGUUAUAAUCCAGAUGAUUGUCAAUUUAUUUAUGUUAAUAGAGACAAUUUUUAAUUAGAUGAAGAUAUUCUUGAAACUGAAAUCUUGGAAAUACAAAAUCGAGGAAUCUAUAAUCGAAUGAAAGGCUAUGAAAAAUUAGGCAUUAUUCAUGAAGAUUCUGAAGAAGUUACGCGUAAAAAGUCUAAUUAAUAACUUACAGUUGAUUUUAUUAAGGUAACUUGCAUGUGUCCAUUAAUCAGCUAGUAAAAAAUAAUGAUAUAUCCGCUAUCAAAGACCUGUUACCAAUCCAAUAUCCAAUAGACAUCAUAAAUGAUAGACAAUACUCUGGAUUCUCUGCCUUCCAUUAUGCAAAUCAAUCUGGUCAUUCCGAACUAGUUACAUUAUUUAUUGAAUUAGGUGCCAACAUCAAUCUUUCAACUAAGGAUAAUCAAUCACCAUUAUAAUUAGCACUUAAAAACAAUUAAAUCUCAUGUGCCAAAAUUUUACUAUUUCAACCUCAUUGUGAUGUCAAUUAUGUAUCUCAAGGCAAGAGUGCUCUUUAAUUAGCAGUCUUAGCAGGCAAUUUAGAAAUUGUUGAACUCAUCCUUAAACAUCCAACAUUUGAUUCCUAAUCUAUAGAUCUAAAUGAAUUAAAAGGAGAUCCAUAAGCUAUUCAAUUAGUUGUUAAUUUAUAGAAAUCAAAUCAAACCAAUUUAAUCACUAAACCAAAAGCUCAAAAAGGAUACAUUAAAAAGGUUAAUGUGCUUAGAUUUUUUCAUUACAAAAGAUACUUAACUCUUGAUCCAGAAGCAGGAACCUUAACAAGAUACAAAACUGAAACUGAUUAUCCACUUUAACCUAUUGAAGUUGUUGCUCUUUCUAAUAUAAUAAGUGUAUGGUAACCUAAAAGAGAAUGGUAUAUGAAAAAUGAUCAUGAAUAUUUGAGUGUAUUAAAUCAUUAUUCAUAUUAAGGUAUCUUAUAAGAAGGGAGGAAUUGAAAUCUUAACAUUUUGUUCUAAAAGUAAAAAUACAAUAUUAAGUUGGAGGAGAAGUUUAGAAGAUUCAAUCAAAUAUUAUACUGAAAUAGAAAAAAAAAUAGCUUAAUUAUCUGAAUUAAGAGAUAUAUAAGGAUUAAGUUUAUAUAUAAAUGAGAAUAGUGAAUAAUUUAAUAUAAUUUAAGAUUCUUCUUUUUAAAAUAAUGAAUAUGUGA